Molecule: messenger RNA, 523 nt
Organism: Linepithema humile (Argentine ant)
Lineage: Eukaryota; Metazoa; Arthropoda; Insecta; Hymenoptera; Formicidae
Source: RefSeq, a predicted model, not a curated record
AGAACAACCCAGGCCAGGCAUGCGUGGCGCGACCUGCCUCGACUCGCCGAACCCGAAGACAGGCGAUAACUUCACCUACAACUGCCGAUCUGGUUACGACGAUUUAGUUUCAAGAGAUGCACCUGCGCUCCGGGUUACAUCGGCCUGUACUGCGAGACGGAUAUCGAUGAACACCGGAUACACCGGUGGCAAUUGCACCGAGGACAUAGACGAAUGCGAAAAUUCACAGACAGAUUGUGGACACGGCAGGUGCCAAAAUCUGCCUGAUAGUUACGAUUGCGUUUGCGAUUUUGGCUACUGCGGCUACAAUUGCGCAAUGUUGGAUCCUUGCCAGGAGAACGGUGGCCAAAGGUCUGCAGGUGUGCCAAAGAUGGCGGAUACGAAUGUGAAUGCACUUCUGAAUACACGGGACUAAAUUGUACUGGGUGCAGUCCCAUUGAGCACGGAUCGGAAUGACGGAUCGGAUUUCUCACCAGAAUUCUAGUGAAUUUUUGAUCCUGCUAUUUCUUCCGAUCGGAACGCG